Messenger RNA from Heterobasidion irregulare TC 32-1, 1469 nucleotides. Its product is annotated as 26S proteasome regulatory complex, ATPase RPT5. The transcript is spliced from 6 exons. Gene Ontology annotation, molecular function: proteasome-activating activity; ATP binding; ATP hydrolysis activity. The record is from RefSeq and is a predicted model, not a curated record. Gene Ontology annotation, biological process: proteasome-mediated ubiquitin-dependent protein catabolic process. NCBI's taxonomy places the organism in Eukaryota, Fungi, Basidiomycota, Agaricomycetes, Russulales, Bondarzewiaceae. The coding region runs from base 32 to 1411 and encodes 459 amino acids. Gene Ontology annotation, cellular component: proteasome regulatory particle, base subcomplex.
AUUGUAUCCUCUCUCCUCCCUUUCUCCCACAAUGUCGUCAUCAUUACCCCCAGGCCAACCACCCAACAACAACGAAAAACUAGGUGGUCAGGACUCGUCAGCUCCCGCCGACCCAACUCAACCCGAUGUCGUGAUGGACAUAACACCUGAUCCACCUGCGGAGGAGACAUGGGCAGAUAUUCCUCAGGAAGUGAUGGAGCUAGACACAAACGAAAUCAUGACGAGAGUGCGGUUGAUUGACAAUGAUAUCAAGGUCAUGAAAUCAGAAACGCUGCGGUUACAACAUGAGCAGAAUGUCAUGAAAGAGAAGAUUCGAGAUAACGGAGAGAAGAUCAAGCAGAAUAAGGUUCUGCCGUACCUUGUUGCCAAUGUUGUCGAGAUCUUAGAUAUCGAUCCCGAAGGAGAGGAAGACGGUGCAAAUCAAGAUCUAGACUCUAUGCGUAAGGGCAAAACUGCUGUGAUCAAGACUUCGACGCGACAAACCGUAUUUCUUCCCCUCAUUGGUCUCGUCCCUCCGGAGAAGCUGCGACCGGACGAUCUCAUUGGUGUCAACAAAGACUCGUAUCUUAUUCUCGACACCUUGCCCACGGAAUACGACUCUCGAGUGAAAGCUAUGGAAGUAGAUGAGAAACCGACAGAGACGUAUACGGACAUCGGUGGGCUGGAGAAGCAGAUUGAGGAGCUUGUUGAAGCAAUUGUGCUACCUAUGGAACAAGCGGAGAAGUUCGUGACUCUGGGAAUUAAGCCACCCAAGGGCUGCCUCAUGUACGGACCACCAGGGACUGGAAAGACUUUGUUGGCCCGUGCCUGCGCCGCGCAGACAAAUGCGUGUUAUCUCAAACUUGCUGGCCCAUCACUGGUGCAAAUGUUCAUCGGUGAUGGUGCCAAGCUCGUUCGGGAUGCGUUCGAACUUGCGAAGGAGAAGGCCCCUGCCAUCAUCUUCAUCGACGAAUUGGACGCCAUUGGCACCAAGAGAUUCGACUCAGAGAAGAGCGGUGACCGUGAAGUCCAGAGAACGAUGCUAGAACUUUUGAACCAGCUUGACGGCUUCAGCAGUGAUGAACGAAUCAAAGUUAUCGCUGCAACGAAUAGGAUCGACAUCCUUGACCCUGCUUUGCUUCGUUCAGGACGACUUGACCGCAAGAUCGAAUUCCCAUUACCGAAUGAGACCGCGCGCGCGCGCAUCCUCGAAAUCCAUUCACGCAAGAUGACUGUUGGACCUGACGUUAAUUACGAAGAGAUCGCACGGAGUACGGACGAGUUCAACGGUGCCCAGUUGAAGGCAGUCUGUGUAGAAGCUGGUAUGAUUGCUCUCCGAGAGGGUGCGAGGAAACUUGGCCAUGAACAUUUCCUGAGUGGUAUCGCAGAAGUUCAAAGCAAGAAGAAGAACGCUUUGAUAUACUUCGCGUAGUCUAGUCGUCUAUCCCCUUGUAACGCAUCAGUUCUAUCAUUUUACUUCCUUCGCUCAG